GAAAUCGAGGCCCACCUCAGUGCCAAGGGCGUCAUUGACUUUGAGAAGAUCAACGAGUUGCCCUUCCUGGAUGCAUGUGUCCAGGAAACCUUACGCCUCUUUCCCUUAUUUGUUGCCCGUAAACUGUGCACAGAGCCCAUUGAGUUGCCCAACAAGAAGGGCGAGAAUUUUGUAGUGGAACGAGGCACCACGGUCAUUGUGCCACAUUGCUGCUUCAUGUUGGAUGAGGAAUAUUUCCCCAAUCCACAGGCCUUCAAGCCGGAACGUUUCAUGCAACCCGAUGCUGCUAAGAUGUAUCGAGAGCAAGGCGUCUUCAAUGGCUUUGGUGAUGGUCCGCGCAUUUGCAUAGGCAUGCGCUUUGCCUUGGUACAGAUCAAGGCCGCUAUUGUGGAGGUGUUGACCAAGUUCAAUAUUCGUAUUAAUCCCAAAACCCGCAAGGAUAUCCUAUAUGAUCCCAGGACCUUUCUGACGACCCUGAAAGGCGGCAUUUGGCUGGACUUUGAGGAGCGUCAAUGA
Molecule: messenger RNA, 516 nt
Organism: Drosophila arizonae
Lineage: Eukaryota; Metazoa; Arthropoda; Insecta; Diptera; Drosophilidae
Product: putative cytochrome P450 28a5
Molecular function (GO): iron ion binding; heme binding; monooxygenase activity
Source: RefSeq, a predicted model, not a curated record